AUGAUCGUAGUUCCGCCUUCGCCCAUUCCAUCAUCCACUACUAAGGCUUCAUCUGACUCGGCAGCAGGUCAAGGUUGGGGUCCUAGUGGCCAAGAAAAAGCUCUAGCUAAGACAGAGACUGUCACCGAUUCCGGUUGGAUGUCUCCUAGGUGGGUUGCCUGCUUCGAAAGAGAAGAAGAGGAAAGGAAGGCUCAACCGACGAUUCAUUCGAUGGGUAACGACGAAGAACCGGCCUUUGCCUUUGGGGCUCACGAAGAGAGGGCAUCAUCCUGUGCCACCAGUCCUACUCCGAGCACUGAGAUCGAACAAAGUAGGCAUUCUGACUCAACUGCCUCAGGGAAAGCUCCAGUCACUGAUGGGUGGUCGGCUGAUGGUUAUUUGUUUGCGGAUCGAGCAAAAGAGCAAGCGACAGCUGCAUCACGCAAUGAUGCCACCGAUCAAGCCACUCUGAACGAAACCGAUAGGCUAACUCAAGAGACCGAAUCCCUACCCGCUCGGACAGAUGCGCCGACUAGCGCAGAAGAGGAAGAAAGGAAAGAACGGAAAGAAGGAAGAACAGCUUAA
Striga asiatica is the source of this 564-nucleotide messenger RNA. The record is from the annotation of a GenBank genome assembly. Lineage: Eukaryota; Viridiplantae; Streptophyta; Magnoliopsida; Lamiales; Orobanchaceae.